Molecule: messenger RNA, 393 nt
Organism: Peronospora belbahrii
Lineage: Eukaryota; Oomycota; Peronosporomycetes; Peronosporales; Peronosporaceae
Source: the annotation of a GenBank genome assembly
AUGAUUAAGGGAAUUCUCAUUGUCAAUAAUCAUGGUAAACCACGUAUUGUCAAGUUCUAUGAGCAUGUGCCUGAUGCAGAACAACAGGCUGUAAUUCAAGAUAUUUACACACAAGUGUCAAAACGUCCGGAUACACUUUGUAAUUUCCUAGAGGGCACCGUCCGGUAUUGGGGUAGUGGGGUGAAGCUCAUUUAUCGACAUUAUGCAACUCUAUACUUUGUCUUUGCAGUGGAUCAGCAAGAAAGUGACUUGGGAAUCUUGGAUUUGAUACAAGUGUUUGUAGAAACACUGGAUAAGAUCUUUGAAAACGUAUGCGAAUUGGAUUUGAUUUUUCAUAGUGAUAAAGUUCAUUAUGCGCUGGAUGAGAUUGUCAUGGGGGGGAAUGGUACUUGA